GAUUGUUGUCGCUGUCUCCAUUAGAUACGUCUUCAUUGCAUUUGCAAUAUGUCUGUUACACUCCAUACCACACAAGGAGACCUGAAGGUCGAGCUUUUCUGCGAAGCAGUGCCCCAGACAGCAGAAAACUUCAUCGCUCUCUGCGCAAGCGGCGCAUACAACAAUACCCCAUUCCACCGUCUCGUCCCCGGCUUCAUGAUUCAAGGCGGCGAUAUCUCUCUUGGCCCCGCCGCAACCACCUCGAGCGAAGGCAUAAAACCCAUGCUCCCCUUCGAAGACAUCCCCAAAGGUGGCACCUCAAUUUACCACCCCUCAGCUUUGAACCAAGAAAUCCAGCUCCCCGCCCUACGGCACAACACGCGGGGGAUUCUCUCCAUGGCCUCUCGACCCGUCAAGAACCAGACGGCUCCCGGUUCUCAAGGCGCUACAGGCGCCACAAUUAACGGCAGCCAGUUCUUCGUUACUUUUGCCGCCGCGCCGCAUCUAGACGGAGCCAGCACGGUCUUUGGGAAAGUCCUAAACCUCACGGCGCAGGAUGAGGGUGGGGACAUCUUAACGAAGCUAGAGAAGGCGAAUGUCAAGAUCGAUAAAAAGGGGAGGGUGGUGCAGCCCAAGGAUGGUGAAACGGAGUACGAGGCCUUGCGGAUCAACAGCGUAACGAUACAUGCCAACCCGUUCGCUAAGUGAGCGAAUCCCUCAUAAACCUCUCGCGUUCUGUACGCCCCGGUACCUUGUUUUCGCCACGCUCCUGAGGUGAGGCCACGAGGAAAGUGCCGUGAGGAAAACCAUGACUUCCAAGGGCUCCAAAAAUUGUGCGCCAGCGAAAUCUGCGUACUUGGGUAGAAGUUUAAAUACGCAGACAGUUCACCCCUGCAGUAUUUCAGUACUGACUUCGAUCCGAUUCUAUCCAUAUAAGAAAUGCUAAUUAAAAGGCAAUUCUCACGAAGAACGACUUUAUACGGGCAAGGCUGUCAAGCAGCUUGGUUUAUCCAAAAAAAAAAAAUUUACGAUGUUUAUGACCCUAUUUGCCUAGAAAUCUUGCGAGCUGUCAAACAAAAUUUAGAACGUUG
Molecule: messenger RNA, 1070 nt
Organism: Aspergillus ochraceoroseus IBT 24754
Lineage: Eukaryota; Fungi; Ascomycota; Eurotiomycetes; Eurotiales; Aspergillaceae
Gene: cyp5
Product: putative peptidyl-prolyl cis-trans isomerase
Exons: 3
Coding region: 49-687 (212 amino acids)
Biological process (GO): protein peptidyl-prolyl isomerization; protein folding
Cellular component (GO): catalytic step 2 spliceosome
Molecular function (GO): peptidyl-prolyl cis-trans isomerase activity
Source: RefSeq, a predicted model, not a curated record